UCCUGCGCGAUAGCCAGAGCAACGUUUCCCACUUUAACAGUCACCCGCAGUCGCGCAUUUUUAUUUAUUUAUUUUUUUAAUUCCUCGUCGGUUUCGGAACGCGCCAGCAGACAUGAGGGAAAGACAGAGGAAGAAAAAGGGGAGGACGUGGGCGGAGGCGGCAAAAACGGUACUUGAGAAAUACCCAAACACACCAAUGAGUCAUAAAGAGAUCCUACAGGUGAUUCAGCGGGAGCGACUCAAGGAGAUCAGAAGUGGCACAUCCCCUCUAGCCUGCCUCAAUGCCAUGCUCCACACAAACUCUCGUGGCGAAGAGGGGAUUUUCUACAAAGUCCCGGGUAGAAUGGGAGUUUAUACACUAAAGAAGGACAUUGCGGAUGUGGUGAAAGAACUGUCUGAGGAGGCUUCUGAAGACAGCAGUGAUAAUAUGUCUGACACUCGAAACACAGAAAACAAUAGCAGUGGUAGCAGCAAAGAGGGACGCAGAGGAAGGUGGAGGAGAAGAGGGCCAGCAAAACUGCAGUCGCAGCCGUCUUCCCCACAAUCUCGCUGCUCCUCUCCAUCUGUCUCUAGCAGCAAGCUCAUCUCUCCAUCCCAAAAACAUAGCAAGAAAGCACUAAAACAGGCUCUGAAACAGCAACAGCAGAGAAAUCAGCGACGAAAGUGUGGAAUUCCAACAGCCUCCAGUCCUCGACUGCUAUUAAAAACUGUUAAAGACAUGGCUGAUUCAGCAUCUGUCAAAUCGGGCUGGGAACUGAAACAGUCAGAGCACUGCCCUGCCAGUCCUCAGAAUUCAACCUCCAGCUCCUCCUCCUCUGUUAAAGCAGACGUGUGCCACACUGUUGCUGCCAGGAAGAUGUCCCAGCGCUCCAGUCGGCUCAGUGCCCGCCAGCUGAGAAGAACCAGGUUUGAGAUCGAUGUGGAGACGCCUGAUUCCAUCCUGGUUAACACUAACCUGCGGGCCCUAAUCAACAAACACACAUUUUCUAUGUUGCCCCCAGAAUGUCAGCAGAAACUUUUGAAACUGCUACCAGAGAUUGACCAACAGUCUUGUAUGGAUGGGCUCCUGAGGGUAACCAGUUCUGCUUUGAACAACGAGUUUUUCACAUCUGCUGCACAAUCCUGGAAGGAGAGGCUGGCAGAAGGUGAAUUCACCCCUGAGUUGAGACUGAGGAUGCGGCAAGAGAUUGAGAAAGAGAAGAAGGUGGAGCACUGGAAAGAGCGCUUCUUUGAAAGCUUUUAUGGCGAACAGUCUGGAUUGAGUGUUGAGGAAUCCAGAGAGCUGACAGAGACUAAAGGCUUUUCUACAUCAGCCCAAGUCUCAACCCUACCAGAGAAAUCAGUGUCAAGCACAGAAGCUUCGAAGCCAAGCCAUGCUGCUGAGGUCAGCCACAAGGAACUGAGAUCCAAAGACAUGAAAUCAACAGUAUCAGGAAAUUAUCGAGAACCAGAGGCCUCUGAUAUGGAACCAGUCGCAUCUCCAGACAUAGCGACUCCAUCUUUGCAACAGGGAGAAUCUAAAGCAACUCCAGCGAAAGAGGUUGAAACUUCAGCAUCAUCAGUAACAGAUGAUAAAGUGCAGGAAUGUCAUUUCAAGUCCAAUGCCCCGACAUCUCCUCAGGGAGCUGUAAGUACCUGCUCUGAACAAAAGGAUGCUUUUGAGAAGGAACCUCUAAAAGCUGAGGAGGCAGUGUCACAAACCUGUGUUAUCACCACUGAGUCACUGAAGAGGAAAGUCAGUAGUGAACAAGAAGUAGCGGAAAAGAGACCUCGUGUUGCUCCACCAGGAGGAUCGCCCCUGGCAACAGCAGCACAACAGAGGGUCCCACCUCUCAAAAUCCCUGUGGCACGAAUACUGUCUGCUCCUGCAGCUGCAGGUCAAAUCUCUCCAAGGACUCCCCAUCCGUUGACACCACCCAGCAUUCGUCCUGGUUGCACCGGUGCACGCACUUUAGCCGACAUCAAAGCUAAGGCCAAGUUAGCCCGGGAGCAGCGGGCUGCGGCAGCUGCAGCAGCAGCAGGCACCACAUCUCAAGGAGCCACCGUAGGAUCCGGCUCCGCUGGAGACACUUCCACCCCUUCCCCAGCCCGGUCUCUGUCAGAGGACUUUUCACCAGCAAGCAGUAGAAGCCUGCUUACAGAAGAAUCUGUAUCACCAGGAAAGAUUUUCUCUGCGUCGCCUGCCCCUGACUGCACAGGGCGUCUCUCGCAAAUGUCUCCUUCCACGGGUGCUACUAGGCAGACAGAUCCUGGUCUUGCUCAAAGUCUCAGCACAACCCAAGUCUUCUCAAAGGAAAACAGGUCUGUCAUGGAUUCCCAGAUCACUCAGUGUGUAUCAAACCCACUUUUGAAAGAUCAUAUCCUCUCUGUUGGUCAGAUGCAGGUCGCACCUUCAAAUGCACGUUUGCCGCAUGGCCAGCGAGCACAAGAUGGAGCUUUAUCAAUGACCUCGAUGACUAAAUUGAGCUCUACAAUUCCUGCCAAUAAUCCUUUGGUCACUCAGCUCCUUCAAGGUAAAGAAGUUCCCCUUGAGAAAAUUCUUCCAAAGCCACUUGCCAAGAUGGAUGUGCACUCUGCAACUGCAAUCGCACAAGAGAAGGGGAACCAUGGCAAUCCUGGGGCAGGGCUCGGUAGUGCGAACCUUGUCACAGAGAAUUUUAGCAGAUCUAAACUGCAGUCUUCUUCAGGUCAGUCUAUGAUGUCAGGCAGACCAGGAGUCAGUGUGGACAUGCUGGACAAGAACACUCAGGAGCAGAUCCUCCAUGUUCUAAGGCAAAGAGGUCAACAGUGCCAAAUCUCUAUGUCGAUCCCUCACUCAUCCCAUUUUGAGCCCCAUCGGCUAGGGUAUCCAGAGGCUUUUCAUGACCAGCCGAAGUUGCGUUUGGGCCUGUUUGGGCGAAAGAGAGCAUCUAAACCUGCCAUGACAGGACACUACCUCCUCAAUAUCUCCACAUAUGGCAGAGGGUCUGAGAGCAGCAAGCGACCCCACCUUGCCAACCUGAAGAAUGAAAAUGUGGAUGGAGAGGAGAAAGAAGGGGCAGAACUGAAAGGAAGCCUUCAUGCCUCUUCACGGGGAUACUCUAAUCCUCCUGGGGUUAAAGUUGAAGAUCAGGGAUAUCUCAUCACAAAGCCAGAUGAAGCACCAGAAUACCAACACUGUCCUCAAAUAAAGUCUGAGUCUUUGGAGUCACUGGGCUGUUUGUCCAGUACUGAAGAAGGAGGCACCUCUAAAAGAACCAAAGAAGCAUCUCCAGGACAACACCUUGACAUCUGCAGUAGCAAACAGAGUAUCUCAGGGCCAAAGCAGCUGGGUGACUGUCAAUCACAUGUGACCACCUUCAAGUCACAGAAAUCUCAUAAUGGACAAGAACCUGUGAUGGGUGCUUUCUAUGGUGGCACUAUCAGCAUGUCUGUGCCUCACUCGUUAGAUGACAGCAUGGCUGACACUGGUGCUAUUCCUACAGUUGCGUGCAGCACUGAGAAUGCCAGUGGGGGGGUGAUGUCUUUCUCUGUUACCGUCACUGCCAUACCUGCUGGUCACCUUCUAGAUCAGGGUAAGGGUGAGACCUCACCAGAGCAGGCCUUCAUAGAAGCUUCUGGGAUGGAGGAUGUCCAGUCAAAGUGCUACUGCCGGCUAAAGGCCAUGAUCAUGUGCAAGGGAUGUGGGGCCUUCUGCCAUGAUGAUUGCAUUGGCCCUUCCAAUCUGUGUGUGUCAUGUCUGGUGGUACGAUAAUGGUGACGAGGACAAAGGGUGACUAUAAUUGUUGUUACUAUAUUAUUGUUACUAAAAAUAAUUCAAGUAAAUAGUGCAGUGAGAGGUUGUGAAUUUUCAGCUGUGUGGUAGAGUUCUCACUGUGGUCAUGUGUUCAUAUAGCUAUUUUCAUACAAUAGUAAGUCUUUUAUGCUGUUGCUCUUUGGCUUUCCAGACAGUUGGUAGGAAAGGUUCAUGUAUAUAAUUUGUGCAAUGCAGAAUAAUACUUCCUCUCAGUCAAUUUACUGUAAAGUGAGCACCUUGUUUUAGAUGCAAGACUCAUUGAAUAGUGGCAAUAUGUAAACAUUGGUGAUAUUCCGUAUUAUUUUUGUAAUAUAGCAUUUUAGAUAUGAAAGAAACAGUAUACUGUUAUUUUUGUAGGUGUGAAGAUCUUGACCUCCCCUUGGCAUGCUUUCUUAAAUCAUUCAUUUUUUAAAUACUGUGUGGCUUGUUGGAUCCAAGACAAUAAUUACUAAAAAGUACUUAUUUAGCAAAAACAAUUUUGUUCAGCAGUUUAGGCCUUUGGGCCCCAAGCAAAGAAUCACACAGCUGAAAUGCCAAUUAACUCUGAAGAAUUACUGUGAAUAUUAAAAGGUUUUUAAUUAUCUGCCUUAUGUCUAGGCUAAAGUGGUACUCUUAGAUAUGAAUGGCAUCAGUGGUAGAUCUAAAAUGAAGUUAUUUAUGGAGCAGAAGGGAAUAAAUAUAACAGUCUAGCACUUAUCUUCAACGUUUUUUUAGGGAUAUGAUGGAAUGUAAGAAUCGGUUUAUAUUGGCAGAUGAAGGUGGCAAUACUUUGUAUAUUUAUAAUAUUUAUAUUAAAAUGUCUCAAUCUAAAUAUAAUAGAGCAUCAAAGUCUCAUGUCAUCUAAAAGAAAAUUUUAUGUAUUCCUUUUUAGGGUUGCACUUUUGUAUUACUAAAAUGAUUAACUUGAACAGACUGCUAAUCCGCUAUAAAAGUAAAAUGCAAACUUUUGAGUACGAGUUGAAACACUUCUCAAUCAAAUAAUCUAGUGUUCCUUCUCAGGAGCAAAUCCAGGUCUUUGCAUUUUGUAAUAUGUCUAAUCAUGCUUUUGUUGUUUAUGAUGCUCCACUAAGGAGUGUAAACAGACAAUGCCUUUUAAAGAAAUCCUGGGACUGUAGAUAUUGUUUAAACAAAAUAACAAUAAACCUAAUGCUGAUUAUUAUUAGCAAAUGCAUGUGAGCAAAGAGGUGUAAUGCAACACUCAAAAGGGAGACUAUGAAGAUUUUCUUUAUUCUAUAUGGCCAUUUCUUCAGUUUCUUUUGGGGGGGGGGGGUGUAGUUUUUUCAUGUAUCUGCACAUCUGGUCUUAUUUCUAAGAUUUUUCUCUGUGGCAAAUGUCUUAAGACAAAUCACACUAUAAGUUGCUUUUUAACUCUAAAUAUUGGACUGUCCUUAAACAAUUCAAAUUGGCAGGUACAUUUUAAUACAUAUAGUAUAUAAAAUAUGUACAUAAAAGGUGUGCAUGUUGUGCAUCUCUGUGUCAAUCAUGUUUGUGAAAUUUCUGCCUUUUACCUAAGAUUUAAAAGAUUUUGCUUGGUAUUAUACCAAACCCAAUUUGUGGGAAUUAGGUAAUCAGAUUUAGUUUUUAUUGUCAGUCUAAUUUUGAAAAGUAAUAUAUUUUAAUUAAUAUAUUUUAAUAUAAAAUACUAUUUACAAAACAUUUAAAGAAACAGGGUAUUUACUAUGACUUUGUAUUAACUGUCCCAUUUUGUUAUGCCUCUAUCCAGGGUGUACAUAACACUUUAUACUGCUUGUUUUUUUGUUUUUUUUUUGGAAUGAGAAUUCCCAUGAUAUAUAUGCCCCCAAAAGACCUGACUUUUUAAUGUUUUAUGUGUCCAUGUCUUGUCUAGAACAUACUCAUCUGUUACUCAAGUGGGAUUUCUUUGAAAGAAUAUGUAUUUGUUGGUAUUUUCUGGUAUAAUUCAAGUUUUCCUUAUAAUACAGUAAUGUCUAAAACAUUUAGCCAGUUCUCUGUUUUAGUCUGUUUCUCUCUCAUCACACACACUGAUUCCACCAUGUCGAUAAUUCUUGUUAUACAAACCAACUUAGUACUUGUAUAGGAUGUCUUUGGGUGUGAGGGUCUUUUUCAGGUGUCUUUAAACUUUGUCGUGUCAGUUGGUAACUGUUUGUGGUCUUUUGUAUCGAUAUAUGCAGUAUGACAUUCAGUGUGUGUAUAUACAUGUGCACACACACAAUAGAGACACAUAACAGAACUGUGAUAAAAAUGUAUUUGCUUUUAAUUACUUUGAUUUAGGUAUUGGAAAAUUGGUGAAUUUCACCUAAAAUUUGAUCUGAAUGAAUUUUAUACAUUCCUGUUUGUAGACAAUAUAAUAAUUUUUAAUUUGGUAUACUGUAAAUGAGCAAUAUGACUUUAUUUUGUAUGGGACAAUGCUAUAAUGUAAAAUAGUUUAGCCAAAAUAAUGAAUCCUUUCCUUCAGACAAACCCCUGCAUGUAGAUAUGCCUCAUUAUGCUGAUGACAGUUCUAAAACAAUGUAAUAAAUGUAACUAUUGACAUACCUGUUUUUAGGAAUAUUCCUGACUCAGUCUGGCCAGACCUAUUGUGAUUGCAGAUGCAAUGUUUUUUCAUAUAUGUGGAGUUGAGAACACCCAGGGCAGGGUGCCACCCUGUUAUGUGUCAUUUUUAGUUUUAAGGAAAAAAUGUGUAAAAUAAACGUGAAUGUAAUAUAGAAAACAAAUAAUCAGCACUUGUAAGCAAAGUGUAUUUUAUCAAUGAA
Molecule: messenger RNA, 6507 nt
Organism: Electrophorus electricus (electric eel)
Lineage: Eukaryota; Metazoa; Chordata; Actinopteri; Gymnotiformes; Gymnotidae
Source: RefSeq, a predicted model, not a curated record